Nematocida major is the source of this 147-nucleotide messenger RNA. RefSeq lists its product as uncharacterized. The record is from RefSeq and is a predicted model, not a curated record. NCBI's taxonomy places the organism in Eukaryota, Fungi, Microsporidia. The transcript has a single exon. The coding region runs from base 1 to 147 and encodes 48 amino acids.
AUGGACAUAAGCAAUAACUUGCGGCAACUAAAGUUCAUGAAGAUUCCAGAAAAGCCAGAAGAAAACAGAAGAGAAACCCUGGGCACGUGGCUUCUUCGAGAAAUAUCCCAAAAGAAUCAAGCAAAAAGAUCAAACAGUUUUAAUUAA